CCUGAAGGAUGUUCUCCGGCUGGGGGUUGCGUUCUCUCUCGUUAGUCUGUGAAUAUAUUGGACGUGUUUUGGAGGGAAGUGUGGCUACAGCACACGGCGGUUGGAGUGCCGGAAAAUGGCAGAGAUGAUCCUGGUGACAGGUGGAGCUGGUUACAUCGGUAGCCACUGUGUGAUUGAGCUGGUUAAAGCAGGACACAUUCCUGUCGUGAUAGACAAUUUUCACAAUGCCAUACAAGGUAAGGAUGGAGUUCCUGAAAGCAUUCGCCGUGCGAGUGAGAUUACAGGAACAGACAUAAUCUUCCGAGAAAUUGACCUGCUUGAUGAAUCUGCUCUACGUAAUCUCUUCAGAGAGUUCAGUUUCUCGGCUGUGAUCCAUUUUGCGGGUUUGAAGGCUGUAGGUGAAUCUGUCCAGAAGCCUCUUCUUUAUUACAAGGUCAAUCUCACAGGAACAAUUAAAUUACUGGAGACCAUGAAAGAACAUGAUGUCAAAAACAUUGUAUUCAGCAGUUCAGCAACUGUAUAUGGUUCUCCUGAUUACCUACCUCUGGAUGAGAAACAUCGUGUUGGCAGUUGCACUAAUGCUUAUGGAAAAACAAAAUACUUCAUAGAAGAAAUGAUCCAGGAUCUCUGCAAUGCAGAAAAGGACUGGAAUGCAGUACUACUUCGAUACUUCAAUCCUAUUGGGGCACAUGAAUCAGGAAAAAUUGGUGAAGAUCCUCAGGGUAUUCCCAACAAUCUGAUGCCAUACAUUGCACAGGUUGCUAUUGGACGCCGGCAGUGCCUGAAUGUUUUUGGGAAUGAUUAUGACACAGUUGACGGUACAGGUGUCAGGGAUUACAUUCAUGUUGUGGAUCUUGCUAAAGGACAUAUUGCUGCAUUGAAGAAGCUUAAAGAGAAAUGCAACUGCAAGGUUUACAAUCUUGGUACUGGAACAGGUUAUUCAGUUCUACAGAUGGUGAAAGCAAUGGAAAAAGCUUCUGGGAGAGAGAUUAAAUAUCAGAUUGUUCCACGGAGAGAAGGAGAUAUUGCUUCCUGUUAUGCCAAUCCAGCUCUUGCAGAGGAGGAGCUUGGAUGGAAGGCAGAGUUUGGAAUUGAUAAGAUGUGCCAAGAUUUGUGGUAUUGGCAAUCCCAGAAUCCUCAUGGUUUCAGCAAGAAUGAAGCACCUAAUGCAAAAUCUAACAGUUGUUUUUAAGGACAGAGAAUGUUAAACCUUUUAAUGAAAAUCUUUGUAGAAGUAGACCGGUGAACAGAUCACCAGUAAUGAAAUGCAGAUUCAAAGCUCUGUAAAUUGUGGGUGGAAUGGGGUAAAAAGGCAAAGUAGUUGUGUAGAACCUGUAGUCUGUUCCUUUUAAGGAUGAUGUGCAGGAAAACAAAAUCAGAGCACAAGCUGGUCAACUUAGAAAAUGUAAAAUUUACCACAAUACCUCAUGUUUAGUGUUGAUUAAAAUCUAUACCAGGCAGUUAAAGUGCAAUGGAAUUAAGUAUCCAAUUUGUUUUUAAUCAAGAUUUGCCUUUGUGCUUUUUUUAAAAUAUAUUGUUGAAUGAUAUUUAGAACUCUAUGAUCAAAUCUUUGGUCUUGUAACUCUAAAGUUACAGUGACUAUAUAGAAUUAUAUGCAGCACAUGGGGUGGGUGUAGCUGCUGGUGAUUCUAAACUUUUGUACUUUAGAAUAACUCCUUAGCUAUAAUUUCAUUUACAAUAAACUAAA
Messenger RNA from Pristis pectinata (smalltooth sawfish), 1708 nucleotides. RefSeq names its product UDP-galactose-4-epimerase (gene gale). Gene Ontology annotation, biological process: beta-D-galactose catabolic process via UDP-galactose, Leloir pathway. Gene Ontology annotation, cellular component: cytosol. The record is from RefSeq and is a predicted model, not a curated record. The transcript has 11 exons. NCBI's taxonomy places the organism in Eukaryota, Metazoa, Chordata, Chondrichthyes, Rhinopristiformes, Pristidae. Bases 116 to 1192 code for a protein of 358 amino acids. Gene Ontology annotation, molecular function: UDP-glucose 4-epimerase activity.